Messenger RNA from Pimephales promelas (fathead minnow), 2356 nucleotides. The record is from RefSeq and is a predicted model, not a curated record. NCBI's taxonomy places the organism in Eukaryota, Metazoa, Chordata, Actinopteri, Cypriniformes, Leuciscidae.
UAACAAAUUGAACAUUAUUGUAGGUAUAAAUCUAUUAAAGGUGGAUGAAGUCCAUGUGUUUUGCCAAGAAAGAUUCCUGUCUUGAAAAUGUAGUCCUAAACUGAACCCUACCCAUAACCUAUCCCUAAAACCUGAGGGACAUGAUGGGUGAACAGUUACUGAUGUAGAAGCACCUAACCCAUGUUGGAAGCCGAAACUUGACAAACUGUAAACUUGUCCCUCAAUUCUGAUUGGUUAUGUGCAACGUUGUUCUAGGAUCAACAAAGAUGUCGAUCAGGAACAUGUUGUACCUGGUGAAACCCUAUCAAUAUCUCAGGCUCAGCCUAAAGCACAGUACAGUUCUUGUAAGGUUUUAGAUGCAAGAUGUUAAUCUGUUGACAUCAAUUAAAUGAUAAAAUUUGAAGUUUUCCCAGGCCUCAAUAGCUGUCAAGACACACUUAGCUUAGGUUUAGCUAUAAAAGUUUGCCCACAAUCAGCAUGUAUUUGCAGAUCACAUAUGGGCCACUUUAUCUUACUUAAUCACGAUCAGCAAAAGCCAUUCUUUUAGAACAUUAUUGACAUAUCCUGUCGAAGCUGUUGACCCAUAUAAAGUGCAUCUCAAUGCACUGCUGGUAUAAAAAUGUGCUAUUCACAAGUCUACUGAUGUGUAUGUAGGUGAGACAUGAGAGCGUGGGAGAGCACAGAGAUGUGUCCGUGUCUGUCAAUCUGAUUACAAAUUACAUGAUGAAAAUUGUAGAUAGUUACUCAAUUUAAAUGACACAUUUUUCAUGUAUUCAGACUAAUUUUUGAUUACCUUUGAUCAAACUUAUUUAUCACUUAGAAAGAAAGAACUGAUGCCACAAAAAGAAAUGCAUUGCAGGUUGGUCUAUGUCAGGGAGUUCAGUGAUCUGAAGAUGACUGUCUACUUUGCAUUUGUCUGUUUGCCUACGUCAAGAUCGGGAAGUGUCUUUCUCUUUCUCACCAGCCCAUAUAAACAAGCAGAUUCAGUGCAGUUUGUAUUCUGAAGAUGCAGCUCUCAUUGGUUUUCAGAGCUGUGCUGCUGCUUUUCCUGCUUGCCCUUAUACUAGGUGUAGAAUGUGAUUCUUCUGAGAAAAAGUCUAAAAGAAAAGGAAAAUCGAAACGUGAACGUAAAAAGAAAGGACUGUGGGUCGUCCAGGACUCAUCUCCGUACAACAGCUCAAUGAGUGCCUCCCUGUCUCCAAACAGAUCUUUGUCACCCUGGACAUAUGAAACUUCCUUUGACGAUUCACGAAUCCCACAGAAAAUCUCUGAGGCAAAAUGUGAAAAAAGAGGCUGUAUAACUGAAGAUGGUGAGGAAGACUUGGGACUGGAGUCUAAACCCAUCUACUACCAGAUCAAUGUCCUGAGGAGAGUGAAGGGCAAAAACAAGAUGUACUACGCCCUUAAACUGGAGACUAUAAGUGUUAGUGUAGGCUGUACAUGCGUUUUACCCAUUGUUGUGCCUCAGAAUUAGUUCUUUAUUGUACUUUUAACUGUGUACUGCUAUAUUGCUGUAUUAAUCUGCCAAUACAGAAAACGUCUGCUGUAAUCUUUUCAUCAGCUUUGUAUUUAUUGUAAUCUCGAUUAAUAAAAUAUUAUUGUAAUAUUUAUUGAUUUGUGAUUGUUUCAGUGCUUAGACAUGUUGGAAUGCAUUAAACAAACCUUCGUUUUAGUUAAGAGAAGCAUUUAUUUGACUGUUUAGAGAAUCUGGAAAUUACAAACACAGUGAGGAUUUACGUUCCAUUUUCUGACAAAAAAUCAGGUCGAUUAACAUUAAUUCUCAUCAUUGCACAUACGACGGCUCUUUUUUGAUGCUGCGCACCAACAUCAAAUUGCUUUAUCUUCAUAUAGAACAAAUAAAAGAAACAAGACUAUACGGUAAAGCUCAGUGGCAUGCCAAAGCAAAGUGCACCGUUCAUAUCUAAUACUUUCAAACUAUUUCCCGAAUACAAAGCAGAUCUUUAUCUCACACCUGAGUGCUUCCAUUCUUCAUUUUCUGAGAUGCCACUAUGUGUUUAUCUACUGAUAAAAGCUUUAAAAUAUAAUAAAUGUAAAAGCUAAAUGUGCUUCUGAGUUGUGCUUAAAGUGUCACUGUGCUCACUGUGAGAGAGGAAUAUGAGCUUUCAUAUCUAUAGGCAUCCAGAAUGUUCUAAUAAUCUAAUAUUAAUUAUAUAAAAUGUUCACCUUGCAUAAACACAGCAGGAAAUGUGAUAGAUAUUGUACCUCUAAGCCAUUUGAUUACCGAUGCUUUAUAAUACAUAUUGUAUAAGCAUGUUCUGUGAAACCCUAUUGAUUAUUGAAUAUUAAUAUUAAACGAUAAUUAAAAAAGCUCGAGCCAAAGCCUCAGUAAAUGGCA